This is a messenger RNA of Cucurbita pepo subsp. pepo (vegetable marrow), 1475 nucleotides long. RefSeq names its product transcription factor HHO6. Lineage: Eukaryota; Viridiplantae; Streptophyta; Magnoliopsida; Cucurbitales; Cucurbitaceae. Gene Ontology annotation, molecular function: DNA binding; DNA-binding transcription factor activity. Gene Ontology annotation, biological process: regulation of DNA-templated transcription. The record is from RefSeq and is a predicted model, not a curated record.
AUAAAAGAAUCUCCGCGUCCGUCCGUCUUCUUCGCGCCUGCAAGGCAGAAUCUCCGCGUAACACUCUUCUCUGUUUCUCAUCGCUUUCUCUCCGAUUUCUGAACCCCGCACGAUCGGAAUCUGAAUCGGCGGAAUCAGACGACGAUCGGGAUGGGUUCUGUUUCGGAUUUUCAACCCAAAACGAUCACUGAUUUCCUCCGUCAGAUUUCGAUGCUAACGAAUGCCGCCGAUCGGACUUCGAAACUCGAUGAUCUUGUGAAGAACUUGCAGGAUGAAAUGAAGAAGAUCGAUGCCUUUAAGCGGGAGCUUCCCUUCUGUAUGCUUCUAUUGAACGAUGCGAUCCUUGCUUUGGGUAAGCCCAAACUGGUUCUUGAGGAUUUCAUGUCAUUGAACAGAGAUUCUUCUGAUGAGGAGGAGAAGGAACAGGAUUGUGGAGAUAAGAAGGAAUGGAUGAGCUCUGUUCAGCUAUGGAAGACUGAUCAGUUGCCAAACGCCCAAAUCAAAACUAAGAGAAAUGAGGGAUGGGGUUAUUUAGCUGCUGCAAACAAGAAUGAAGAGAGAUUGUUUGUUGGUUUCAAGUCAUGUUCUGCUGUGAAGAAGGAAGAGAAGAUUGAAUCUCCCAUUUGUGCACUUUCCUUCGUCACUCCCUGCUCGAAGAAUCCUAGAGAAGGCUUAGUUUCAUGUGUUUUGGGGUCGAGUGGAAACCGAGCUACAUCAACCUCUUUUGUUGAUGUACGGUCGAAUCUACGGACGGUGUUGCCUCAGCAGCAGUCGCCUGGUCGGAAGCAGAGGAGAUGCUGGUCACCAGAAUUGCAUCGGCGGUUCGAGAAUGCCUUGCAGCAACUUGGAGGUUCACAAGUCGCAACCCCGAAACAAAUAAGAGAAUUGAUGCAGGUAGAUGGCCUAACCAAUGAUGAAGUAAAAAGUCAUUUACAAAAAUACCGUCUUCAUACUCGACGAGUACCAUCGACACCAGCUACCCAAGCAGCAGGCCAAUCUCCAGUUGUUCUAGGAGAUUUAAGGAUGUCCCAAGAUGGGUGUGGUGAAUCCUCAAAGGUGAGCAGCUCACAGUCAGCCUCACCGCAAGGUCCGCUCCAGUUCAAUGUGAACGGAGGGUAUUCCACGACCAGAGGCGACGGCAUGGAGGACGAGGAAGAUACUAAAUCCGAGAGCUAUGGCUACUGAAAAACUCAGGCUGGUAAAAGAUGUUCAAAUUUUGGAGGCAUAAAAUACAAUACAAUACAUCGGAGUUCGUCAAUUACAGAAGGAUCGUUGUUCUCAGUACAUAAAAGAGGAGAGAAUCAGAGAGAAUGUGAAUUAUUUUUGUAGGAUUAGUUUCUUUUGUGUUCUGUUAAUUUCCCUUUUUUGGGAAUUUGGGUUGAAAUAUUUGUGGUUUAAAGUUUGAUUGAGAUGAUAAUUUGUUUAGUCGAAUGAUGUUUUUUUUCCCAUUUAGGAAAAAAGUUAGCACUUUUUCA